GCUUCACGUUUUCAGCUGUUUUAGAUCAAUUCCAACAUUGAUUUAGAACUUAACUUCCGAUAAUACACAAUUAUCUACCUCUUCGCGAAACCUCGAUAUUGCGCCAUUUGAAGGCAGUAUUUGCACACGAAAUCAAACAACACUUAUUAUCUCAUCACGGCAAGAUCUGAGCAAAUGCGCCGCCUUCGAAUUCCCCAUCCACCUACGUGAUCGAACAACCAUCGAACGCGAUCGUGCCGCGACUGAAUUAUGCCGGCGUCAUGGACACCGCAAACGCGUCAGAUGCUCUUCAGCAGCUUGUCGUAGCAAGUAAAACCCCUAUUGCCGACUUAAACCCAGAGCUUGCAGAUCCAGCAUCUCGUGCUGUCCGUGGCGUGGUCACCAUCACUUGGCCUUACAGCUUUGUAAAAGGCACCUUCUCAUUUAUCCUCGCCGAGCCUGAUUACCGUCUUCGCCGAAAUAAGGGACAAAUUCGCAUUAAUUUGGUUGGCGCAUCUGCCAAGGCUGCUAGUGAAAGUGGAUUAAGUAGUAACGAUGAGGUCCUCGUGAGUUUGGACGGCGCCGAAUGGGAACCGGAGCAAGUGAAGAAGCGCCAGAGUCUGCCGGGCGCUGGGGUUGAUUGGCAGCUAAAGUUCUCUGAGAGGCUCUUACUUCAGGUCACCCUGGCUGAGACCGGGGAAACCAAACCAAUUACUGUUAACCAUAACUCACCAGCAGAACCUGAACCCCAAAUUGAAACGCCACCGAUUGAAACAAGCCAUGUCGAGGAUUUUUCGACCCAAAGCCUCGAAACGCUCACUCCGCCUAGUAAGACACAUAUUGCAAGACUCAAGGAUGGUGAAUUCGAUUCUCCAGCUUUCGUUAAGAGGGCGCGAAUGUCAUAUGGCUCCCUGUUCGAAGACGGAUACGACAUAUUUGAAGAGGAUGGUGGGGUGAGAGGGAGAGGGAGAAAAAGGUCCAGAUUUGGCCGCGAAAGUGGUGCAUGGAAGUACACUAGCCAAUCUCCCAGUCCUGAGCCAGCCUCGCCUCAGAACCGCGAGAGUUCGCCGCCAAGACCAGAAAUGACCGACGAAGGAUGCCAAACUAUGGAUAUCGACUUCCCCAUGCCCUCGCCGGUUUAUAUAGGCACCCAUUUGGGAGUAAGCGCCGAAGAAGCGCAAAAUGGUCCAAAUCCGACGCCGGGAGAACAUGCCACUCAGCCUAGUCAAGGUAUGGUGGAUCACGGCGUCCAAGGGACCUUCCAUGGCGAGUGGCCGACUACAACACCUGUGCACCUUCCGCCUUUCGAUCCUGGUGAUGUACUUCCUAGCCACGGCCCCGAGUUACCUGCGUUUCACCAUACCGACCACUUUCAUCCUGGUAGCAACGAUUUUCAACAAGGCUGGGACCCUAGGUCUAUGGAACUCCCUCCUACGAGUUAUCCGAAUGCUACCGAACAACCGCCGCCUAAUAAUUUUGUUGGGGAGUACGAUGACCAGAGACCUGAUAGACUUGGAGUUGCAAGAUCUGGGAGCCAUAAACGAUCACCGAGUGAGCCUAGCAAUCUUGCCAUUGACCCUACUGAACAGGACUUCAAUGGUAAUAUACCGACCGAUGAGCAAAAUUACCCAAUUCAAGAUCUCUCGCGAAGCACGGCCUACCCGCCUUUAGACCUGGAGAACGAAGAGCAAGCUAGCCCUAAUCCAGAAGGAGGACAUCUUGACUACCCUCCAUCGUAUUUAGAUGAUCACCGGCCCUUCUCCCAAGAAGCCAUGCCUGUAGGGACAACCACAUUCAGCCCCGGGAUACCAGCAGCGGCAGACGCAGGGCCGUCCUUAUGGACUACAAUCAAUGAGCCACCUCAAGAGGCCGCGAUGUCAUCGGCUGAUCGACUCGGUAGUACCGAGGGCGAGUCGAUAGAUAACGCAGUUAUCAUAGAUGAGAGCGAUUCGGACGGGGGCCCACCGCCGCCAACAGCUGCAGAAGACACAGUCAUGCAGGGGCAUGCCGACGACCUAGAUAUGUAUGAGGAAGCAGAAGUUGAGGAUGAAAUUGACGCUGAAUAUUCGGAAGACGAUGAACCUGAAUACGAGGCCGAUGAAAUUGGCGGUGAUUAUGAUACAAGGAAUUAUACUGGCCCAGACGACGACGAGGACGAUAGUCACGAUGAAGAUCUGCGGCCGCAUGACCUGGAACCCGAGUUUGACGACGGUCGAAGUUGGGAAGGAGAGGGUGAUGACGAAAUCGAGGAUGAGGACGCAGAAAACCCCGAGUAUGAUAGUGAAUAUGAUAUGGAUGAGGAUGAUGCGGAACUUCAAACAUCGCCUCAACCUAUAUCACAAUCGACAGCUCAGGUUAUUGACCUCAUUUCAUCGUCAGAGGAUGAAAGUGAAGAUGACGAAGAUGGUCAACCGCAGCCACCAUCUAACCUUAGCAAUAAUACCGGGUUACAAAUCCAACCGGAAAGCAUACCAACUAACAUAUCAGCUGAAGCAACUGAACGGGUUGCACAAAGUGAAGGUGAAGAGGACGAAGGUGACGAAGCUAAGGCUAACGAAAGUGAUGAUGGGGAGGAGAAUGGAGACGACGAAGUACAAGAUGAUAUAUCGGUGCAUUCAUCCGACGAUUUAGAAUCCGAAGCCCCACUCGACGAAGACAAUAGUAUGGAAGAGUUCCCAGAAGAAGACCGUGUUGCUGCGGCGGAAAACUCUGAAGGCGAAGAUGUUGCAACGUCUCCUAAGGUGGAACAUCAACAGAACCCCAUUAUUCUUGAGAGUCCGCGUACCAAUGAUCUGUCUAUGGACCAGAGAGGAUCACCACAGCCUGACAAGGCAGAUACUAUCUCUAUUCUAGAUAGGGAUGAUGACGGUGACAACAAUACCAGAAAUGAUGAGGCUGAAAAGGAUAGAGUUAUGGCACCACAAUCUGCGGCUGAAGGACUCGAGAUGUUAAGCCGAGUGGUAGAAAGCGAGUCAAAGGCCAACAACGAAUUAGCGGAGCUCGAUAUGCAAGAUGAUAUGGCAGUUACUUCGACGUCGCCUGAAGCUUAUGAGUCCUUAAUGGAUAAUGUGCAAGGCGCAUCAGAACAAGGCGAGCAUGAACCCCAAGAUACCCAGCAAGAUGAGCCAGUCGAGCUAGUGUCUACGUUAUCAAAUGGUACAUCAGACCCGCAGCCUAUGGAGGUGGAUGAAGACAGGCGAACUGAACUUGUUGCCCCAUCAUCCCCUCUGAUACAUUCGUUCAUAUCUCAGCCUACUGAUGAGAAAAUGACGGAUGAUGUGGUACACGGAAGCACCCUGAAUACAGAUUCCCAAAUACCAGCUGGUCAACUUCCGACGCCUCGAGCUACCCAAGUAACGGGGGACGCCACAGCAUCAGUACCUCCGGCUGGUGUUUUAAUGGAGGUCAACAUACCCAGUGAAAUCAACAACGCAGCAGAGCCUGUCGAUGUUAACAUUCGCGACAUUUCGUUCUCAGCCGAACAAUCAUUUACCAUGAAAGGUUCUUCUACAGUUAUAGAAGAUGCCUCAAUCCAUGUCGAGGAACAGCACGUGGAGUCUACUUCAACUUCGCGGCAGCAGACCCCCUUGGAGGGAGAUGCCGAGGAAAGCAUACCUCUUCCCCACUUACGAGUCUCGCCAGGUCUAAGUUUCCAGACUCAGGUCAGCGUUGGUGAAAUGGCACAAGCGAGUUUCACCGAGUCCACUUCCAAGAUUAUGAGUGAACUCGAAGUAGGAAGCGAUAUACAUUCGGAUGUCGAGAGUGAUACAAAUGGUGCUAGCGUAUCAUUUGUGUCGCAAAUGGACGAGGAAUUACAAGCUAGUAUCUUGGAAUAUUCUCAGGAUUUUGAGGAAGUCGAACACAUGGAGACGCCAAAUGAACAUGAGAUUGGUGAUGAAUCCGAUAAUUAUGACGACGAAGUUAAUACCACUGACAAUGAAGAUGAGACUCACUUGGAGAGGCAUCUAACCUCAAGAGGCCCAUCUCCAGAACUCGGAAACCGGAUAGAAGAGCGACAAGAAACCCAGCAAGCUAUUUUAAUGGAGGAUGUCGAUACUCCUGAACAAGUAUCACAAGUGGACCCGAGUGUGCAGCUUGCGCGAGCUGCAAACGCCUCCAAGCGACAGUCGAGACAGCACGAUACGACCAAGAUUACUCAUGCAAAUGGGAAAAAGCCUCCUGUCGAAGAUUCUACAGCUCUAGUAGAGGAUCCGAGUGUGCAGCUAGCUAGAGCCUCUUUUAACAAGGGAGAAGAAGAGAGCAAUUCCAUGACAGCGGCGAAACUCAAGUUAGUCCGCCAUCUCAGGGACGAAUUGCCGGAUUGCACAUCUCUGAAGGUUCUACGACAGCAUCUUCAAAAGAAGCUAAGCGUGAUAGCUAUCGCCAUGAUGCAACCCCCGGAUCCACAGAGAGCUAAGGGCGGACCGCGUGAAUUCAUGAUGUCGUUUACUAUUACGGACUAUUCCAUCGGCCCCUAUUCGGUCGUAGAGGUAUAUCUCUAUCGACCGCACAAGGAGACGCUACCUAUCGUCAAGGCUGGCGAUGUAGUGCUUCUUCGAAACUUUACGGUCGUAUCAAUCCACAACAAGGGAUACGGCCUACGCACAAAUGACGAAUCCAGCUGGGCCGUUUUCGACCAGGAAGGCGAACCGCCCCAGAUCAAGGGCCCUCCCGUCGAGUACGACGAGAAGGAGACGGCCUAUGUGGCGCAUUUGCGAGCUUGGUUCAAUUUGCUGGACGAGAAAGCAAGGGCCAAGUUGGAAAGGGCUAACAAAAAGAUGAUCGAUGUGGGCAGAUCUAAGUAAGAAAAAAACAAAAAAGUUGACUGACGUCUCCAUGGUAGUAGACUGAUGUCUUAAUCAUUUUGCUAGAGCUAUUAUUACUCAAUUCUAUGUACAUGCAUUUGGUAGCUUGAGCUAGAUUUAAA
Annulohypoxylon truncatum is the source of this 4906-nucleotide messenger RNA. RefSeq lists its product as uncharacterized. Gene Ontology annotation, molecular function: DNA binding. Gene Ontology annotation, cellular component: chromosome, telomeric region. Gene Ontology annotation, biological process: telomere maintenance. Lineage: Eukaryota; Fungi; Ascomycota; Sordariomycetes; Xylariales; Hypoxylaceae. The transcript is spliced from 2 exons. The record is from RefSeq and is a predicted model, not a curated record. Bases 261 to 4784 code for a protein of 1507 amino acids.